CUUCAUGUCAUGAGUGAGACUUUGAGGGCGAAGAUGCUUGUGCCGAAGGCAGUGCCUCUCUCGUUGGGAAGCGUGCUGCAUCAGCCACCACCGCGAAUAGUCGGGCCAAGUCACGACCAACAGACAACAAAUCUUCAUGUUGCAACGAAUGAACAAGAAACCAGUGGAGCCACUUCGCAGCAUUUUUUGUACCGUUCUAAUCAUCGGCCAGCGGCAAGCAGUAGAUCACCUUUUAAGCAGGCGAGUACUCGGCGCGGAG
Amoebophrya sp. A25 is the source of this 259-nucleotide messenger RNA. Lineage: Eukaryota; Dinophyceae; Syndiniales; Amoebophryaceae. The record is from the annotation of a GenBank genome assembly.